UGAUAAGCUUUAUAUUAAAGAAGAAAGAACAAUAAAGUCCCAAAAAGAAUCUCUUUGGAAACUUAUCUCUGAUUUAUCAAAUGCAUUUUCUCAACCUGAUUUAUCACAUGAACUUUUUCUUAAUGCUCCAGAACUUCAUGAAGCAGGCUUUCAAUAUCUAUUUUCAUGCUAUGAUGAAGGUAUUGGUUGUCUCUAUAAAAUUUUGAAACAGGAUGUUUAUAAAACUAAAACCCGAGAUGUAAAAGGACGCCGAGCAUGCAAUGUUGUAACUUACAAAUGGCAAAACUUAUUAGAAAUGGAUAAGUCUAAAAUUAAAAAAAUUAAAAAGCAAACACCUAAAACUGGUAUUGUUCAUAUAAAAAAACUACAUCAAAAGCGUCAAACUACUAAAGAAGAAAGAAACAUACUUGAUCCUAUUCUCUCUGAAAAGAUUUUUCCUAAUGAUAAACUUCCUAAUCUUCUUUCACAACUUAAUACUGUAUCUACUGGAUGGACAGAAUCUCAUAUAAAAAUUUUUUGGAGAAAUAAUAGAAUUAAUAAAUAA
Molecule: messenger RNA, 544 nt
Organism: Dentiscutata erythropus
Lineage: Eukaryota; Fungi; Glomeromycota; Glomeromycetes; Diversisporales; Gigasporaceae
Source: the annotation of a GenBank genome assembly